Echinops telfairi (small Madagascar hedgehog) is the source of this 848-nucleotide messenger RNA. It is a transcript of the gene UBE2T, whose product is annotated as ubiquitin conjugating enzyme E2 T. Lineage: Eukaryota; Metazoa; Chordata; Mammalia; Afrosoricida; Tenrecidae. The record is from RefSeq and is a predicted model, not a curated record. The coding region runs from base 20 to 613 and encodes 197 amino acids. The transcript has 6 exons.
UUCCCUUUACCGGGAGAUCAUGCAGAGAGCCACGCGUCUGAAGAGGGAGCUGAGCCUGUUAGCCACAGAGCCGCCCCCGGGAAUCACCUGCUGGCAAGAGGACCAGAGGAAUGACCUUCAAGCUCAAAUAUUAGGUGGGGCCAACACACCAUAUGCAAAAGGUGUUUUCAACCUGGAAGUGAUCAUUCCCGAGAGGUACCCAUUUGAGCCGCCUCAGAUCCGAUUUCUGACUCCAAUCUAUCAUCCCAACAUUGACUCUGCUGGGAGGAUUUGUCUGGAUGUUCUCAAACUGCCACCCAAAGGUGCCUGGAGGCCGUCCCUCAACCUGGCCACUGUGCUGACUUCCAUUCAGCUGCUUAUGUCAGAGCCCAACCCUGAUGACCCACUCAUGGCUGACAUAUCCUCAGAAUAUAAAUAUAAUAAGCCGGUCUUCCUCAAGAAUGCCAGGGACUGGACGGAGAAGCAUGCAAGACAGAGGCAGAAGGCUGAUGAGGAGGAGAGCCUGGAUAAUCCACCAGAGGCCGGCAGUGAGCCAGAAACAAACAACGGAACUCAGAAAAGGAAAGCCACCAGCCUGGGGGGCCUAGAAAAGAAGUUUCACCCUGACGUUUAGGGGGGUUUCUCUUGUUCUGUUUCACAUGUCUUCAUUCCUUGCCAUGGUGGUCUCAUUCGCCUUGAAUGUUUUUCUUGGUGUUUGAUGACACAGUUUUGGUAUCCCAGGAACAGACCCUGUAUAUUUACGUACUCUGCACUACAGCGAUUCUCGGAGCUUCAUUUGUUUUAUUUAUCUUGUACAUACGUACUUGAAAACCUCUUAACCUGAAAAAUAAAUCAUCAUUAAAUGUUGA